This is a messenger RNA of Nycticebus coucang (slow loris), 5958 nucleotides long. It is a transcript of the gene CEP162, whose product is annotated as centrosomal protein 162. The record is from RefSeq and is a predicted model, not a curated record. Gene Ontology annotation, cellular component: centrosome; axonemal microtubule; centriole. Lineage: Eukaryota; Metazoa; Chordata; Mammalia; Primates; Lorisidae. The transcript is spliced from 27 exons. Gene Ontology annotation, biological process: cilium assembly. The coding region runs from base 169 to 4380 and encodes 1403 amino acids.
GCGUCAAGUGACAACAUGGGUCAUGUGACUCCGCACGCUGCGCCUGUUGCCCUGGCAACCGGCAGGCUCCGCAGGCCUUCCGGGAAGGCGCGGAAUUCGGACGCGGAGACAGUGCUUCCAGUGAUGUAACUGCUUUAGGAUGUUUACUUUGGGAUAUCAAAAUUACUGAUGAUGGCUCACUAUUCCAAAGAAGAGAUGGAUAAAGAGUUUGAACAGUUUAUGAAAGAGCUUUCAGAUGAUUCCUUUGAAAAUUCAAACAAAACUCCUAGACAAACUAAAAAAGAAAUGAAGAAAGGCACAGUGCCGUGGUGGGUAACUGAAGAGGACUUUGAAGACGGUGGACAGCUUGGAACACAUGUAAGCUUUUUGAAAACAAAGAAGAUUUCUCAGUCUGUUGUGGGUACAGAAGAGGAGUCUGCUGAAAAUAUUCAGUUUCUUAAAAGCAGUGGAACCUCUAUCUUAAGUGUGGACAGCUUAGAAACAAACGGCCUGGUGGUUUCUGAGCUCAGUCACAGCAUCCUUGGGCUGGGUCUGGACACACUGGAAGAACAAGAGGAAAAAGAGAGGUUCUUCUCCAGGCUAGAGACGGGCAUGACGCUGCCCAUCGAUUACUCAAGAUUAAAUGAGGAAUUGGAUUUUGAUGACUCCACACAUCUUAAAGCUCUGCAUAGUAAUGAAGGCAAUGUAGAACUCACUGAAGGAGAACGUGGGAAUGAAUCAAAACACGAAGAACUGGCAGAAAACUACAGUGAUGAUUUUGAAGAUGAGGAGGAUGUCGAUGCACCUUUGACCACUAAAGAUGAAGAGACUAGUUGCAAAGAGAAUCCCAAAUCAGAGAAAACACCUGCAGACAGACAGGAAGAAGAGAAAACUGGCAUGCUGGCUAAUGUCGUGUUACUUGAUUCUUUGGACUCUGCUGCUGAGGUUAACCUUGAUGAACAGGAUGAAGCAGCCGCUGAGCCAAGAGCCGCACCCGGAACCACUGAGAGAGAAGCAGUGGGAGCAGGUACAGCAGGUGUUUCUUACGGACAAAGCAGUGGGGACACGGAAGCUCUGCACCAGGCUUACUGCCGUGUAGCCCGUUCUGUGGGGGACACAGACGAGCAAAGUGAAAGCCACGCGGUGGGAGAUACCCAGAGCUCAGUGGGAGAUCACCCUCGGGAAAAUGAAGCGUCUUCCAGAAACGUCUCUACUGCUGAGUCUGAUCUGCCCACGAUAGAGGAACUGAUGAGACCCCUCAGGAGAGACUCCUUGGGGGUCAGUGGUUUUGAUUUACAACCUGUCAGCUCGAAGAAAGUGGCUGAAUUUGUGAGCCCCUUGCCUCUUAAUAGGAGCCCAAGUGUUAUAUCUCAAGACCCACAACUUGUUAACCAAUUUUUUGACAACAAUGAUGAGAAUGUGAUUUUACAAAACACAACAAAGGGUUUGGAAAGUAGCUGCCCAGGGGCACCGGCCACAGAAGAUCGUGUAGAUAAAAUGUACCUUGAUAUCCUGAGGAGAAAGAUAUCUGCUAGUCCUUCCUUGUUCCCUCAGGAUGACAAAAUCAAUAAAACUCACCAGCCUCAGCUCGGAGCUGGAGAGGCAGGGGCGGUGACAGGUCAGCUGGCAUCCCACAAGAAGGCCAGAAGCGCACCGCCUCUGCUCCGGAAGAAGCCCCAACGCGGACUGUACGCGUCUGUCAGGAGCUCAGGCUACGGCAGACCCAGCUCGCCGCUCAACACGUGCUCUACUCUUGAAAAGAAAACUUCCAGGGCUGCUAUAAAGAGCAAAAAUUUGAGAUCCUUGCCCACCUCAAGUCAAACUAGAAAUAAAGAAAUCUUAUCAGGAACAAAACUCAUCAAGCCUGCAGCUUUGAAUAAACCAGUUCCCAAAAUUGAAAGUUGUCUGGCUACUCCUGAGAAGUCUGGAGAUCCCGCAGAAGCUGAUGCUUGCCUUCAGUUUCAGACUGAUUCUACAGGAUACUGUGAUGGGAAUAAGGAGAAAGAAUUGCUUCUGAUUAGAAGAGUCCAGGAAGCAGAGGAAAGAUGGAGGGGCGCUCAAGCCCUGAUUGAGCAAAUUAAAGUCACUUUCUCCGAGAAAGAGAAAGUGCUAGAGAGUAAGCUGGAAGAGUUACAAAGACAGCAGGAGAGAGAGCUCUUCAAACUGAAUCAAGAUAAUUAUCUCCUUCAAACCAAGUUAAGUAGCUUUGAAGAAAUGAACAAAAAACAAAAGUGGUUACGUUUUGGAGAAAUAACUGAUCCAAUCACUGGAGAAAAAUUGAAGCAAAUCCAAAAAGAAAUCCAGGAACAGGAGACGCUUCUUCAGGGCUAUCAGCAGGAAAAUGAAAGAUUGUAUUAUCAAGUAAAAGACCUCCAAGAACAAAACAAGAAAAAUGAGGAGCGAAUGUUUAAGGAAAACCAAAGUUUAUUCAGUGAGUUAGCCUCCUUAAAAGAACAGAUGCACAAAAGUAAUUUCCGAGCUCAAGCAGGUGAAGAUUCAGAGCCCACCAGAGACCAGAGUUUCACGGAUCUGUUAGCAGAGCUGCGGGUGGUACAGAAAGAAAAAAAUGGUUUAUUGGAAGAGAUCAAAAGGCUGAAGCAAGACAAGCAAGGUCUGGAGGUCGACUUGGAGAAGAUGAAGAAGGAAAAGGAGCGGGCCGGGGCCGAGGUUGCUCAGGCCACAGGUGAAAAAUUAUAUGAAAUAAAAAUUUUAGAAGAAACACAUAAACAAGAAAUCAGCCGCCUGCAGAAGAGGUUGCAGUGGUAUGCUGAGAACCAGGAGCUGCUCGACAAAGAUGCAAUUCGGCUUAAAGAAGCAAACGAGGAAAUUGAGCAGCUCAAACUGGAGAUUGAGAAAGUAAAAGCUGAAUCUGGGAAUCCGUCUGCUCAGCAGAAGAUACACUUAAAAGAUAAAGCAGUCGAUGCCAAAAAAAUUCAGGAUCUGGAGCGACAAGUCAAGGAAAUGGAAGGGAUUCUAAGGCGGAGAUAUCCCAACUCGUUACCUGCUUUGAUACUGGCUGCAUCAGCAGCUGGGGACCCAGCAGAUAGAAACACAGUGGAAUUUAUGGAAAAAAGGAUAAAAAAGCUAGAAGCUGAUCUAGAGGGCAAAGAUGAAGAAGCAAAGAAAAGUCUUCGAACCAUGGAACAAGAGUUUCAGAAAAUGAAAAUCCAGUAUGAACAGAGGCUGGAGGAGCAGCAGCAGCAGCUGUUGGCCUGCAGGUCCAAGGAGGCCCCCCAGAGCCUGCAGGACGGGCCCUCUAGGGUGAAGCCGCCUGGGCAGGGGCUCCACGGCACCAAGGAAGCCCAUCAGGUCCCUGUAAGGGGCCUGGAGGCCGAAACUGAUUCUUUUAAACAUCGGAAUGCUGAAUUGGAACUCAAGAAAAACAACAGAGAUGACAAAGAUCUUCAGUCUAUAGAAUUCCAGGUGGAACAGGCUCACGCUAAAGCUAAACUGGUGAGACUCAAUGAAGAGCUGGCUGCAAAGAAGAGGGAAAUACAAGACCUUUCCAAGACCGUGGAAAGGCUCCAGAAGGAAAGAAGAGCAAUGCUGUCUAAUCAGAGCUCUGCAGACAGGGAGGACUCGUCUGCCAAAAGGGCGAGGAAAGAUGUUCUGCACACAGGCAAAGUCAGAGCCUGUGCAGUCCGCGGGACCCCACACACAUUCACUGAUGCCCACGUCUCUGAGGUUCUACAGGAGAACUACAGGUUGAAAAGUGAGCGAGAGGGAUUAAUUUUGGAGAGGGAUGAGCUGAAGAGGAAAUCUGAAGCAGCAGUGAACCAGUUUGAAAAUUCCAUGAAAAGGGUCAGGGAAGACGCUGCCGCACACGUUGCCUCCCUCAAAGCUGCGCAUCAGAGGGAAAUAGAGAAACUCCUCUGCCAAAAUGCAGUGGAAAAUUCUUCUUCCAAAAUCGCUGAGCUAAAUCGUAAAAUAGCAACUCAAGAGGUACUCGUAAAGCAUUUCCAGAAUCAAGUUAACGAGCUACAGCGCAUACAAGCAUCUCAUGAACUUUCUCAAGUUCGAGAAGAAAUCCUGCAGAAACAGAUCACAAAACUCUUAGAAGAAUUAAAAAAAGCCAAAGAAAACCAUACUCCAGAGAUGAAGCAUUUCACGGACUUAGAAAAGAAAAUUGAACAGAUGGAAAAGAGACACGAGCAAAGAGAACAAGAACUCCAGCAGAUAAUUCAGCACACACAGCAGGCAGUAGAAACUGAACAAAACAGAGAAGUUGAGAAAUGGAAAAGACUCGCACAGCUGAAGAACCGAGAGGUGGACCAGUUCCGCGUGGAGCUGGACUCCAUUCUGGACGUGCUGCGGGAGCUGCAGCGGCAGGGCGUGGUGGUGCCUGCUGCCCUCGCCGAGGACCUGAGCGCCCCUGAGUACGAGAGGAGCCCGUUGCACUGACCUCCAUGAAGGGCCUGGCGGUGGAUCGUACCACCGGCACGAGGUUCCAGCAUGUCACCAGAAAGCAGACUUAAGACAUUUCCAAAUAAAUUAGGCUUAACCAAUAUGGAAAAAUGGCAUCAUGGUAUAUUUUACUGAAAGUCACUAGCCAGUCACAAGAUGACUUGUGGACAGGUUUCUGUGUGUCAGAUGACCAUAACUAGUAAGAUUCACUGUAGGAGGCCUCAUUUGUGUGCUACAAGGGGAAAGGAGGAAAUUACGUGUACUUGGCCCUGUCCUUUUCUGACCAGGCCUAUCCUGUUAUUUUCCCCCUGGCUCCAGGCGUGGGCUGGUAAUUUGAUCCUCCUUCUCAGAGAAGCGGGCAGAGGAACGUGCAGUGCUGGGGACAGUGGACUGGGAGGGAGGUGUCCUAGUGACUCGGUGACAUAGCCGACAGCUGUAGCUCCCUGUGCAGGUGAACACUGGGUUCCCUUUUCUCCCCACUUUCUGCUCCUUCCUAUAGGUGGCUCAUUUUUAGACCUGAUGGAAGAUGAAAAGUACAUUUCACAAGCAGUGGGGGAGUUUUUGUUGUUGCUGUUUGUUUUUUUAGACAGAGUCUCACUAUGUCGCCCUCGGUAGAGUGCCAGGGAGUCACAGCUCACAGCAACCUCAAACUCUUGGGCGUAAGCAAUUCUCUUGCCUCAGCCUCCCAAGUAGCUGGGACUAUGGGCACCUGCCACAACGCCCGGCUAUCUUUUGUUGUAGUUGUCGUUGUUUGGCAGGCCCAGGCUGGAUUUGAAACUGCCACCUCCAGUGUACAUGGCCGGUGCCCUAACUGCUGAGCUACAGGCACCAAGCCAGUAGGGGAAUUUGAUUCAUCCAAUUUUAAAACUUUCAAGCUGCAUCUCUUAAAUCUCAAUUUUACUUUUUUAUAACUUUAAAAUUAAACAGAAUAUCACAACAUGUAUAUGUUUUACUUUAAAAGUGGCAGAUUAAAAAUAAUUACAAAUAUGCAUACAAGUAGCUGGUUUAUUUUAUUUUACAAUCCCAUUUCCAAAAGCAGACAGCAGGUUUUCAGAUAAAGUCAAGGUUCUGCUUUGUUUCCGCAUGUUCUAGCCUGGCAAUGUCUGAUGAAAGUCUGAUGAGCCACAGAGUUUUUAAUUUUCUACUAGCUACGUCUAAAGAGGUAAGAAACAAUUGAAAAGAAUUUUGAUAAUAUAGUUAUAUCACCUAAUGUACCUAAAAUUUUAGUGUCUAUACACAAAUUGAGUGUUUGCAUUUUUCACAGUUAGGUCACUGAAGUAUCAGGUUCAAGCACCUCAGUCGGGACCAGCCAUUUUCUCAAGUGCUCAGGAGCCACCCACCUGCCAGUGAGUGUAGUUCUGAGGUGAUAAUUACAAGGUAAAUUGUAAUUACCUCGUCACUUGACAAAGGACAGGCAAACUAGGUCUAGGUGAUAUCAGGGCAGCAAACGUAAGACAUGGGAGUCGUUAAAUACGAGAAAUGCAAUUGUUUUAAUGUCCAGCGUUUUGUAAUGUUCCUUUUCUAAAAAGGAUAGUAAAAGCAUUAAAGUUUGCUAUUUUUUUUUACAUGAAAGAA